AGCACAUUGAGGAUAAGCUUAAUUUGAUUGGUCAAAUUAUGGUUUUGUAACGGGGUUUUUGAUUGGUCUUUGUAAUUAAUGGUGGAUAAAGUGGAUUGCCUCGUGUAUCACUAAGAGAUUUACACAAUUUAUUGAAAUCCUUUAAAAUGCCAGUAAGGAAGAAAAAGCAGUUCAUAGAUAAAAAGAAUGCUAUUACAUUCCACCUUGUUCAUAGAAGUCAGAAGGACCCACUUCAGGCAAGUGAAGAGGCCUCAAAGCAUGUUCUUGUUCCAGAAGGGGAGAAGGAUGCUGGUGUUGGUAACCCCCAAGAAGAACAGAGAAAGUUUGGCGUGUUCUUCGAUGAUGAGUAUGAUUAUAUGCAACAUCUGAAGGACUUAAAUGAGAUCUAUCAAGUAGAGAUGGUAGAUAGAAUUUACAAGAAUGAGGAUAAACCAGUCAAGAGUUCUGGAUUGAAAUUGCCAUCAAGUGUUCUACCCUCCGAGUUUGAGAAACCAGUUGGUCUCCUAAAUGAGGCUGUUCCUGUAAGAGGUCCUCAACCAGACUGGGACCCUGAUAUAGUUGAGGCCCUGGAUGAAGAUUUCGACUUUGAUAAUCCAGACAAUCAGUUAGAUGAUGACUUUAUGCAAAUGGCAAAUGCUGAAAAUGUUCAGGGACAUGAUGAUGAAGGACAUGAUGGUAGUGACCUUGAAACGGUGAGUGACCUUGGAUCAGAUAUGGCAGUGAUGUCUGAUAAUGAUGACUUUGAUGCAGACUUUAAAUAUGGUGAUCAAAUGUUCAUGGACGAGGAGACAAAGUCAAGAUUUACUAAUUACUCCAUGUCUUCUAGUGUGAUAAGGAGAAAUGAGGGACUCACUUUACUGGAUGAUAGAUUUGAAAAGCUGUAUGAAGAAUAUGAUGAUGCUGAGGUUGGAGCUCUAGACCAGGAAGACAUUGAUGGAUCAAUUCAACAAGGAAGUGCUGUAUUAGAUGCACUCAUGAAUGAAUUUGAUAAAACGCAAUACCAAAAAAAAUUGAAAGAAGUUGUUGAUGAGAAGGAAAGUGCACAUGUUGAUGUCUGUGAUUCUGAAGACUCGGACAACUCUGAUACAGAUCUCAUUACUGUUGAGGUAAAACCAGACGAGAAAUGGGAUUGUGAAUCCAUACUCAGUACAUACUCAAAUCUCUACAACCAUCCAAAACUCAUCACAGAACCCAAAAAGGUGAGGAACAGAGAAGUUCAGUUAAAAGGAAAACAUGGUUUACCAGCUGAUGCCAUAACAACCCGAGGACUUACAGAACGCGAGAUUACCAUUGAAAUGAAUCGGAGAAAUAGAACAGAUAAAGCCAGUACUUACAGACCUAAAGAUGAAACACCUGAAGAAAAGGCAGAGAGGAAAAGAGCAUUAAAGGAAGAGAGAAAGGAAAGAAGGCAAGAGAAGAAAAUGAACAAGAAAGCAUUUACAAAAGAGAAAAUUAGACAAGAUAAAGAAUCAUUGAACUUGAACCAAAAUUUAAAAGGAUUGAAAAUUGUGUGAUAUCCUUAUAAUUGAUGUAGUUGGCAAUAUAUAAGUUCAUGACACCCAAAUCAUGUUUUCUGGCUGCAGCUUCAAGACAAGAUAUAAUUAACAGUAGCUUUGGUUGGGUACCCUGUCUAUUCUAGAACGCUUGCAGGGAAACAAGAAGCAGGUCAUUUUGUGAAAUGAAAAAGAUGGUGGUUGAUAAAUCACUGUAAUAAUUGUUUAAUCUCGAGUCAUGUUUAAGGAAUUGAUGUUGGAGAGGUUUCCUAAAAUAAUUUGACUUAAUUUUGCAAUGAUUUGCUUUGUGUUUUUGGCAUUUUGAAGAGGCUGAAAAUGUGCAGAUGAUUUAAAAUAUUGCAGACAAGUUUAUUACUUAAAAAAAGAGAGCUGAACAUUGAGGAUUCUGAUCAUUGUUAGUGAAUGUUUUAAUGUUUUAUUACUGUUAUAUUGAUUCGAAUAUGUAGAUUUUACAUGAUUUGUUAAGUGUUAUUUCGAUAUCUUCAGAAAUUCAAAUAAUAAGAAACAAAUUGUUUUAGUAACCAAGCCCUCUCACCAUGUUUUGAUUUUAAUAAAUUAAAAUUGUUAUCUGUGAUACUUAUAGUAUAUAUUAAAAGUAAAAAUACA
This is a messenger RNA of Ruditapes philippinarum (Manila clam), 2120 nucleotides long. RefSeq names its product protein LTV1 homolog. NCBI's taxonomy places the organism in Eukaryota, Metazoa, Mollusca, Bivalvia, Venerida, Veneridae. Gene Ontology annotation, biological process: ribosomal small subunit export from nucleus; ribosomal small subunit biogenesis. The record is from RefSeq and is a predicted model, not a curated record. The transcript is spliced from 10 exons. Gene Ontology annotation, cellular component: preribosome, small subunit precursor; nucleus; cytosol. Bases 147 to 1514 code for a protein of 455 amino acids.